Schistocerca cancellata (South American locust) is the source of this 1750-nucleotide messenger RNA. Its product is annotated as transcription factor MafA-like. The transcript has 3 exons. The record is from RefSeq and is a predicted model, not a curated record. Lineage: Eukaryota; Metazoa; Arthropoda; Insecta; Orthoptera; Acrididae. The coding region runs from base 1043 to 1750 and encodes 235 amino acids.
GGACAGCGUCCGAACGCCGACACCGCUCGGGGCUAGAGCGCGCCGGCCGCCGUUACACAACGCGAGCUGCUGCGUCUGCGCCCGCGCCCGCCUGCGGAAGUGCGAAAACACCGCGCAGUGUGUCGCCGCCACCCGACCGCCUCGCAGAUAAGUACUCUCGUCACACAAUUUUUUUUUUUUUCCUACUUGCGUACGUGUCGCGCUGGUGUGUGUGCGUGCGCUCGUCUCGCGUGCUGCGGUGUGUCCGUCACGACGGCGGUCUUCACCGUAAGUGGAGCGCAGUAGUGGAGCGAGUGCGGCGACGACUCCAGCGCCGCGGGCGCCCGCGCGCUGACAUACACACCGACGCACUCACACACACGUGCACACAGACACACGCGGGUGAGCAAAAACGUGCGAGAGUGCUGGCGCCUGACGGACGUGGGAGCUCGGCGCAGCUGACUGCAAAAGCGCGUGGAAUGCCACGCACACCUCCGUGCGCGCGCUAGUAAUACGCUGUGUGGAAUGAACAGGUGUGGAAAAACUUUUUCCAAGGUUCUUAAAACAUGUGUGGUGUGCAAUUCCGCUGUUAGUGAAGAAUAAUCUAAUGAACUGUUACGCUUAGGCGUUAUCUAACUUUCUGAUCAGUGACACUUUGUCCUUCGUGGGGAGCGAUGUAAAUGUUUCGUAUGGUUUGAAAUGAACACAGUGGUGGCAUCCAGCAGAAAGUGCGUGUGGCACUCUAUUAUGGUACACUCUUCUUCUGUAGAAGUGAUGUAAAGUGUCAUGAAACAUUCGUUUAGAGUAUUCAGCACCUGUUGACAAAUGUGGUGUGGCACGAGUUGGCUUCCGCCCUUACGGUCUAAACUGUCGUGCGAGGUAUGUAGAAAUGCGGAAAGUGCAUUUUAGGAUUGUCUAGAUUUGUAACCGUGCUGGGUACUAAGGCGUGCUUUCCCAGCCAGCACACUGUGACCAAAAUUUUUGAACUCUACUAGAUGUGUGACAUUUAGUAAUCCGACGAGGUACAGUCACCGUGACAUCAGAGAGCGCAGAAAGGAAUGUGAUGCGUUUCCCGAUUCUGCCAGCGGCCAUCGGGGCGGAAGACGGUGACAGGCGCCGGAAGAGGGAGAAUGCCGGUGGGAGUUCCUCCGCGGCGAAGAGGUCGCGGAAGAGUCGCGCGGCCACGGUGUGGCCCCCGGACGACGCCGACGUGGACGACGACGACGACCCGGCGGCCAUCGACGCGACGAUGAGCCCUCUGGACGACUGCGCCGACAGCAGCAGCUCCUGCGACAUCGUCGGCGUCGGUAUGCUGGGCGCCAAGAGGCAGGGGGCGCCGGCGUCGCCGCUCACCGGCGACGAUGACGAGGACGACGACGACAGCAAGCAGCCGGUCGACAGCUUCUCGUCGCUCAUGGACGAGGAGGACGCCGGUGGCGCCGCCAACGGGCCGGCCGCCGACGACCUGGGGUCCGACGGCGUCGUCGAUCCCGACGACGCGGAGGACCGGCUGACGGGGCACGGGGCGAUCGCGUCCAUCGGCUCGGUGGCGGCGGGCACGGGCGGCUCGUCGCCGUUCAGCGCGUCGCACCACCACCAUCACCACCACCACCACCGCGGCUCGGGGGCGGGCUCGGGCGGCGCCGGGGGCGGCGCGGGCGGCGCGGGCGGCGGCAUGACGCCCACGUCGCACCACCACGCCGCCGCCGCCGCCGCCGAAAAUCCCUAUCUGCUGGUGCUGCGGACAUACAUUACCAAACUGUCUUCUUAA